AUGCUUGCUCAGAGACUCGGUCUGCAAACAGCGCGCCGCCCAGUGGCGGUCCGCCAGCCUUCGCUCCUCUCGUCGCGCACUCCCCAGCUACUCUCUUCCGCCGGCUUGGUCCAGCAAAGACACGCCGCCUUCCAGUCCGUGUCCGACUCCGAGGCCUCGCAACAAAUCCUGGCCAAGCAGCGCCUGAACCGCCCCGUCUCGCCUCACUUGGGCAUCUACAAGCCCCAGAUCACCUGGUACGGCUCCGCUCUCAACCGUGUCACCGGCGUCACCCUCUCCGGCGCCUUCUAUGUCUUCGGUCUCUCAUACCUCAUCGCUCCCGCCUUUGGCUGGCACGUCGAGAGCGCCAGUCUUGCCGCUUCCUUUGCCGCAUGGCCUGCUGCCCUUGCCAUCUUGGCCAAGCUCGUUGCCAGCUUCCCCUUCACCUACCACAGCUUCAACGGCCUUCGCCAUUUGAUGUGGGACAUGGGUAAGGGCAUCACCAACAAGCAGGUCCAGGUCACUGGCUGGACUGUCGUCGGACUCAGCGUCUUCACCAGCUUCGUUCUGGCUCUUCUGUAG
Molecule: messenger RNA, 561 nt
Organism: Aureobasidium vineae
Lineage: Eukaryota; Fungi; Ascomycota; Dothideomycetes; Dothideales; Saccotheciaceae
Source: the annotation of a GenBank genome assembly